GGGGGCACCCCCCCCCCCACGGCGGGCCCAUGGCGGGGGCAGGGGGGCGAGCUUAAGAGGAGCCUCGGUCCCCGGCGACGGCUGCGGGGGCAGAGAGGGAGGCCUGCCAGCCGGGAGCGCCGGGCACGGGCACGGGAAGGGCAGGGGAUCGGGAGAGCCCAGGCGGCGGCGGCGGCGGCCUCCAGGAGCGUCCGGACCCGCUGCAGCCCCUCUUCAGAGUCCUCUGACCCACCCCCUGUCCUGAUCCACCAGAGAAACAGGCACCUCUCCGGUCUGUAGUGGAUGACCCUUGUGAAACUUGCUGCGCAGUCACCAGGAAGGAGAGAUGGCCCGGCCCGUCCCACCAGCCUGCUGGGUGGUUCUAGCUGCGGUGGUGGUGGUGUGUGCCCAGAGACACAGUCAGCCCGACACCCACGUCCAGUACGAGCGGCUCGGCACCGACGUGACUCUGCAGUGCGGGACCAUGGCCUGGGACGCGGCAGUCUCCUGGACGAUCAACGGCACGGACAUCGAGUCGUCGCACCUCAACGGCUCGCGCCUGGUCCUGCGGGCCGUGGACCUGUCCCAGAGCGGACACUACUCUUGCUAUGAAGGUGCCUCCUGGCAUAACAAGUACCAGGUCCUGCUGCAUGUGGGAACACCACCCAAGGAACCCAUCCUGACCUGCCGCUCCAACACGUACCCCAAGGGAUUCUACUGUGGCUGGCAUUUGCCCAGCCCCACCUACAUCCCCAAUGUCUUCAACGUCACUGUCCUGCAUGGCCUCCAGCCGCUGAGCUGUGAAAAGGCUCCUACGCCCAAGAACCGAUGCCAGAUCCGCCUCAUGCACCUCUUCUCCACCAUCAAAUACAAAGUCACCGUGACUGUCACCAAUGCCCUGGGUCACAACGCCACCACCAUCACCUUCGAUGAAGUCACAAUAGUGAAACCAGAUCCUCCUGAGAAUGUGGUGGCCAAGCCAGUGCCCAGCAACCCUCGGCGGUUGGAGGUAACGUGGCAGAACCCCUCAACCUGGCCCGACCCAGACUCCUUCCCGCUGAAGUUCUUUCUGCGCUACCGGCCUCUCAUCCUGGACCAGUGGCAGCACGUGGAGCUGUCGGACAGGACGAGCCACACUAUCACGGACGCCUUCGCGGGGAAAGAAUACAUCAUCCAGGUGGCGUCCAAGGAGAACGACAUCGGCACAUGGAGCGACUGGAGCGUGGCGGCCCAUGCCACCCCCUGGACCGAGGAGCCUCAGCCCCGCUCCACCGAGGCUCAGGUCACAGAGACCACCACCACAACUACAACUUCUCUGGCUCCGCCUUCCCCCACCAAGAUCUGCGACCCCGAGGUUGGCAACAGUGCGGGAGCUGUGUCGUGGAUGGCCAGUGUGGUGCUGGCCGCAUCCAGCCUCCUGUUUAUUUAAGGACGAUUUGCAUUUGUCUUCACCGCUUCACUUUCUAGAGACAGAACUACGACCCCUCCCAACCCCCACCCCACCACCUCCCCUCCCCUUCGCGGGAUCCCCAGGGCACCGAGGCCUCAGCUACCAACUGCUCCCAUCGGAGGGGCUUCGGGAGGCGAAGGAGGGGACAGCACAGCAGCCCCCCAUCCCUCGCCUGUGGGCACAGAGGAAACCACACAGCAUCACCCGAUGCCAAAACCCUAACACGCUCUCGCCCAUGUCCGGGUAGGGGGUGCAGCACCAGCUCCUAGGACCCCUCCCCACUCCAUCCCUCCCCCCCACCCCACCAAACCUCCCACCUCUUCAUCCUCCGUCCCUAUGUCACCUCUCCAAACUCCCCCAGGCCUCCCACCUCCUUUGUCACUUCCCCGUCCCCCCACCUGCCUCCCACCUCCCCACCCAAGCCUACAUACCCCACCAGAGGCUCUGAAGGUCUGAUCCGGGUGUGCUGGGGGCUGGUCGCAGGCCUUGGGGGCCAGGGGCUGGGUAGGACCCAGAUGAUCCAGGGAGAGUUGGAGAGGGGCAAACUGGUACUCAGCCAUCCUCCCUUGCCCUCACCCCUCCACGUCCCAUUAGCGCCCAGGACAAGACACCGGAAAGGGUGGGCAGGAGUGUGGACAAUCACCCUGCCCUGAUCCCCACCUCUCCCCUCCUCCAAUUUCAUUCUCCUUCCCUAGCAUCCUGGCCUCCGGAGGAGGAGGUGCUACUUUGUUUGUUAGAUUUGUCUUAUUAGAAACCCAGAAUCCCAGAAUCGCAGAAUCCCAGAAAGCCCCUCCCCACCAACCACAUUUUGUAUGAUGCCCUGCCCUGGCUCCCCCACAGUAUUUAUAACACCCUACGUCCUAGUAGUAGAGAAAUGUUAACAUUGCUGUAUUUGAACUUUUUAUAGAUGUAUAUACAAACUGGAGAGAGAUUGUUCAUUAAACAUGGCCAUUUCA
Tachyglossus aculeatus (Australian echidna) is the source of this 2385-nucleotide messenger RNA. It is a transcript of the gene CNTFR, whose product is annotated as ciliary neurotrophic factor receptor. Gene Ontology annotation, molecular function: ciliary neurotrophic factor receptor activity; cytokine binding. Bases 326 to 1408 code for a protein of 360 amino acids. Gene Ontology annotation, biological process: cytokine-mediated signaling pathway. The record is from RefSeq and is a predicted model, not a curated record. NCBI's taxonomy places the organism in Eukaryota, Metazoa, Chordata, Mammalia, Monotremata, Tachyglossidae. Gene Ontology annotation, cellular component: CNTFR-CLCF1 complex; ciliary neurotrophic factor receptor complex; membrane. The transcript has 10 exons.